Messenger RNA from Lactuca sativa (garden lettuce), 1078 nucleotides. RefSeq names its product transcription factor bHLH148. Gene Ontology annotation, molecular function: protein dimerization activity. Lineage: Eukaryota; Viridiplantae; Streptophyta; Magnoliopsida; Asterales; Asteraceae. Gene Ontology annotation, biological process: regulation of DNA-templated transcription. The record is from RefSeq and is a predicted model, not a curated record.
UGGCCAAGGCGUGCUUCCAUGUGAUUCCUACUCCCCUUCCUCUUCCUUUAAAUCCUACCACCCCCUCCCCUCUCUGUAUCUUUCUUCCAAUUAUACGUCUGCAAAUUCAUAAUCCAUUCAUUUCAAUACUCCAAUUGCUCUCAGACAACUUCUUAAAGGAAGUGAUUGUGGUCAGCGGAGGUUAAAUUCUGUUUGUGCUAUAAUUGAUCCAAAUUAAGAACAAUUGAAAAACGGUUUUUCUGUUUAUGGCGUCGUCAACGUUGAUUCCGAAUCCGGUAACGAACAACACAGACAGAGCACGUGAUUCAUCGAAAAGGAGAAAGAGAAAGAAAAUCCAAAGGCAAUCUACUGUUAAUGGUAGAGAUCAGAUCAGUCAGAACUUGAAUUCCUGUAACAAUCAUAUUACGCCAUGGAAAUCGGAAGUUCAACAGCAAGUUUACAGCUCGAAACUCCUUCAAGCUCUCCGUCAAGUCCGACAGACCUCCGGUAUCGGUACCGGCGCUUCUCCUACUAAAUCUCCCGGCCGCGGACGCGCCGUCCGUGAGGCCGCUGACCGAGUCCUUGCCGUCACGGCAAAAGGCCGUACACGAUGGAGCCGUGCGAUUCUCACAAAUAAACUCAAACUUAAAUUCAUGAAGAGUAACAGAAGACAGAGAGGAAUGGUUGCGACGGCGACCGGCAAUAGCCGGUUAAAGAAACCGAGAGUGAGUAUAUUGAGGUUGAAAACAAAGAACUUGCCGGCCGUUCAACGGAAAAUGCGUGUUCUCGGAGGCUUAGUUCCCGGUUGCCGGAAACAAUCGUUGCCGGUUGUAUUAGAAGAAGCGACUGAUUAUAUCCCAGCUCUUGAGAUGCAGGUUAGAGCCAUGGCUGCUCUCGUUAACCUUCUCUCCGGUGGAUCCAGUUCUACACCCGUCUCCGGCGCCGAUAGUUUUAGCCGGCCACCACCCAACUUAUGAUAGCGAUACCCUCUCAGUCUUUCUAUUUUCCUAUUUUGUUUUUUUUUUCCUUUCUCUUUUUUACUGUCACUGUUAAAAUACAUUCUCUUCUUUUAUUUGUUAUUUUCUUGUUACCCUUUUUA